This is a messenger RNA of Lathyrus sativus (Indian pea), 2349 nucleotides long. Lineage: Eukaryota; Viridiplantae; Streptophyta; Magnoliopsida; Fabales; Fabaceae. The record is from the annotation of a GenBank genome assembly.
AUGGAAUUUGAAGAAGCGCAUGAAAAUCUAUGUGCUAUAAGACUCUUAUACAGACUUCUUGAGGAUAACAGUACCGCUUUGAAAGAUUCGAAUUCCGAGAAUGUGGUUGAGAGAGCUCGAGUAUUAUUGAAAAGUUUACUUGAUGUUGCUGUUGAAGUUGUUUUUGAGACUCAUUUGAAGACCACAGCAACACAAGCAGGGAAGUCUAAGACAUCCAUUGAACAAGAAAAACUUGUGACCAUGCCGCAGUCAAAGUCUGCAGUGGCAGAUAACAAUUCUCAAACCUCGGAAAACAAUCAAACUCGAAGUAAAAUGGCUUUACAGAAGGAUGAGCAACCUCAACUUGAAUUACUAUGUAACAAAGAACAGUCAAAGCUGUCAAAUUUUAGCAUCUCUGAUACUGGAGGAACGAAUAGUAGAACACUUAGCAGUUUAAGCGAGGAGAAUGGUAUGAUGCAGCAUAAUUUAGUGAAGGAACAAAAUCAAUCUAAUGAAGAUGCUUUACCAAACAUAGAGAGUAAUCAUCAUGAACAACAACAUAAUAAUGUGAAUGCUUUAUAUGGUCUUGGUAAGCAUGCAGAAGAAUCAUUGCAAAUGUUAGACACAAAAGUUGGUGAGUCCAAUAACGACAGUAAUAUGCCAUUGCAGAGUGCUUCCAGAUUUUCUGAAUGUCUAGAACAGAAGGGUGAUUUCUCGGAUGAUUUGGUUAAUGCAAUAAAAAGAAUUGAAUCUCGCAUUUUGGCUUUUAAACUUUGCUCGAAUUUGGGUGAAUCCAGUAAGAGCAACAGUGCAGUUCGCGAUCCUUUGCACAAAGUAGCUAAUUUGGAAAGUCCCAAAAUACAAAGAAAAGACAGUGCUGCAAGAAGUCACUUUAAUUGUAAAAAGUCUCUCUUUGAAGGACAUAGGCUAAUGGAUCAGCACACUCGUGAUUCAAGUUCUAAAGGUGUAAACUUGAUUUCAGAAAGCGCAGCUGAGGAACCCUUUUUAGAUCGAAAUGCAUCAUCGAGACAGAGUCAGGUGGCAUAUCAGAACUGUAGGCUUCGUACAAAUAAUGCAGAGUCUGCAAAGAGUGUUAACAUACCAAAGCAUAUUAGUACACAGUUAGUAUCGGGUGAAGAAGAAUUGAGAAGUGGAACUAGGAUUCAACCUUCAGUUCAAAACAUGGACAUGAUAGAAAGAGUCAAGUCAUUGAAUAAGUUAGUUAGUGGUGAUGCCCACUUUGGGAAUCAAGCUAGUGAGUGUAUUCAAGGUUUGAGGGUUCCUUUGAAUCAAGCUGAUCUUACUAAGAAGUCUUCCAUGUUUUCUAGUCAAACCAAUAGGGAAAGUUUGGUCAGAAAAUCUCCAAUAGCAGGUUGGUCUAAGCCUGAUCUGAAUCAUAAGGAAAAAAAUUCUGAAUCUUCCCAUGCACAGAAUUUACAAAGAUUUACACCUACUGUUGGCCGAAGAGAAAAGCCACAACCUCAUAAGAUGGUGAUAAAGCCAACUCUAUUGGACCAGAGAUCCAAUGAGAUUAAGGUGAAUUACCAUCAACAUAGAGAUGAAUCAGUUUUAUACAGGAGAGGAACUCAUAAGACAGGUCAUGUUGAGCCUUGUAAAACUAGGGUUGAAACCCAACUUCGUGAACCGGAGGAAUCAAUCUCUGACUCUUCUUCUCAAUGGACUUCUCAGCAAGACAGUGCCAGUACUGGCAGUGAAUCUGAGGACUUCUUGUCAGUUGGUACGCAAGGUUCCAAAUCAGGAAGGAUGGUUGAUGCAUUACAUGAAGAAAGCUCAAAAGAGAGUAGUGAUUCAAAUUUCAAUAUAAGCAAUGCCUCCUCAUGUAGAGUUAAAUCUCAUGGAUAUCACAGUGAAAGAUAUCCAAAGAAAACAAUUGGAGGCCUAAAGAGACUGAAAAAUAAGUUGGGACUAAUCUUUCACCACUACCAUCAUCAUCACCAUCACCAUCAUGAUGGUAACAAUGGUAGCCUUUAUUCUUAUGAAGGUCCUAGAAAUUCAGUGUGGAAUCACUUGCAGAAUGUUUUCCAUCACAAAAACAAGCAUGGAAUGAUAACAAAUGCAAAAGUUGAGAAGACAAGGAGAGGGGCUAUUACAAAAGUUGUGCCACACAGAAACCAGAUUGGCCAUUUCCAUAGACUUGUGGAAGGACUAUUGAGACAAAUGCAGCAUUCAAAGAAGCCAAAGCCUUCCAAGCAUGGUUUGGUUAAAGGGUCUCAUAAUAAUGCACACGGACACGGGGCAAAGAAGCUUCAUUGGUGGCAAACCCUUCGACGAAGCCGAGGAGUGAAGUUGAAAAACAAAGGCCGAGUCAAAAAACUGGGCUUGAUAAGCCAAAAAUCACUUAAUAACUAA